Molecule: messenger RNA, 6185 nt
Organism: Gavialis gangeticus (Gharial)
Lineage: Eukaryota; Metazoa; Chordata; Crocodylia; Gavialidae
Gene: MLLT6
Product: MLLT6, PHD finger domain containing
Exons: 20
Coding region: 471-3698 (1075 amino acids)
Biological process (GO): regulation of transcription by RNA polymerase II
Cellular component (GO): nucleus
Molecular function (GO): nucleosome binding; histone binding
Source: RefSeq, a predicted model, not a curated record
AAAAAAAUCUAACAAAAAAUGCUCCCUACCCAGCCAGGCUGCAAUCCCUGAACCUAAGAUUUUACAAGAGCAUGCAAACUACGCAGCCAUGAUUGCUGUGUAGACUGGAGACAGGGGAGCUUGCAUGUACGUGUGUGCGGGUGCCUGUGUGCAUGCGAGAGAGAGAGAGAGAGAGAGAGCGAGCGCGAGCGAGCGAGAGAGAGUACGUGUAGAUGGGAAUGUGCCACCCUCCAGCCCCUGAGCCCGAGCGAGCUCCGGCUCUGCUGAUUGUCUCCUAGCAGUAACAAUGUGGGUUUACGCCGGGGGUCCCGGACCCUUGUCUCCGCCCGUGGAAACCGUGUGAAAGGCAGGUUGCAAAAAAGAAAAAGGAAAGAAAGAAAGAAAAAACCAGGGGGGAAGAAAGGAGGUCAGAGGAGGAGGAGUGUCUGCCGGAGGAGGGGGGGUGGGGAAAAGGAAACCCUCAUGGAAGUAUGAAGGAGAUGGUGGGAGGCUGCUGUGUCUGUUCUGAUGAGAGGGGCUGGGCGGAGAACCCGCUGGUGUACUGCGAUGGACACGGGUGUAACGUGGCCGUGCAUCAAGCUUGCUAUGGAAUUGUCCAGGUUCCUACUGGACCCUGGUUCUGUCGAAAAUGUGAAUCACAAGAGAGAGCCGCCCGGGUGAGAUGUGAGCUGUGUCCUCACAAAGAUGGAGCCCUAAAACGGACUGACAAUGGAGGCUGGGCCCAUGUCGUCUGUGCUUUGUACAUCCCUGAGGUGCAGUUUGCCAAUGUGCUGACCAUGGAGCCAAUUGUCCUGCAGUACGUGCCCCAUGACCGCUUCAACAAGACCUGCUAUAUCUGUGAAGAGCAGGGCAGGGAGAGCAAAGCAGCCUCUGGGGCCUGCAUGACCUGCAAUCGACAUGGCUGCCGGCAAGCCUUCCACGUCACCUGUGCCCAGAUGGCUGGCCUCUUGUGUGAAGAGGAAGUCCUGGAGGUUGACAAUGUCAAAUAUUGUGGCUACUGCAAGUAUCACUUCAAUAAAAUGAAGACAUCACGUCACUCCGGAGGUAGCUCCUUCAUUGCUGGGAGAAGGAGCCAGUCUGCAUCGCCCACUCAGGAGAAGCAUGUGUCCCACCAUGAGAGGCCAAAGAAGAGUCGGAAGGACAAGGAAAGACCUAAACAGAAGCACAAAAAGCGGCCAGAAUCUCCCACCAGCCUCACCCCCUCUUCUGUGCCCGUCACUGCUGAGAAGAGCUCCACCAGCCACCAUGAGGGUAAUAAGGAGAGCUCUGAGGGCAGCAGAUCAGAGGUGAAAGGCAAGAAAUCCUCAAGCCAUGGCACCAGCCACAAGGGGAAGAAGACGGGAAGCGGAAAAAGCUCAACUGGCUUCAGCUCGGCCACCUCCAGCGGGACGUUCCAGCCUGCAGGCACUUCAUGCAGCUCUUUGCAGUGCUCCCAGGACUUUGUGACAUUCCCUAAGCUAGAGCAGGAGGAGGAAAAGUACCGGAAGCCUGUCUCCUCCUCCUCCUCUUCCCACUGCUCCCCACUCUAUGAAGGGCAGAAGGGGGACGUCUUCGAGCAGAAGGUGAUCUUCUCUGGCUUUGGCUCCAUCAUGCGUUUCUCCACCUCAGCUGUGAGCCAGCAGAGGGGCCGGGACACCUCCCCUGUGGACUACAAGGCCUCGAAUCCAGUCAGUGGCCCCUCAGGAGGUGGCGGCAGCAGUGGCAAUGGUGGCGGCAGCAGCCACAAGCGCAUGCCGUCCCUCAGCAUCGAGGAUGGGGAGGUGCUGAAGGAGAAGAAGCACAAGGCCAGCAAGAAAAACAAGCAUGGGCCUGGUCGGCCAAAAGGCGGCAAGAGCAAGGAGGUCCUGGGGGCCCAGCUGGCUGGGUCCACUGCUACCUCUGCCUCCCCCUUCUCUGGGGGCUCCCUGGUCAGCACCAGCAUUGGCAACUCAUCCCGCUCCUUCAGCCACACGGGGAGCCUGCCCAGUCUUAGCCUGGAGUCCCCGCUGCUGGGUUCAGGGAUCUACACCAGUAACAAGGACCCCAUUUCUCAUGGGGGUGGGGUGCUCCGAGCUGUAUGCAGCACCCCACUCUCCUCCAGCCUCCUGGCACACCAAGGCACCUCAUCUCUCCCACAGCUCAACCGCUCUCCCUUUGCCAGUACCAUCCCGGCCUCCUCCUCUUCCUCUGUCUCCACCACCCAGGUGUUCUCUUUGGCAGGAUCCACUUUCAGCCUCCCCUCCUCGCACAUUUUUGGCAGCCCCCUCACCUCAGGGCUAUCUAUCAACCCUCUCCUGAACCAGUCUGAAAGCAGCCGGGCAGAACCUGAUCUGGAAGACUGCAGUUUUGGCUGUCGAGGGACCUCCCCACAGGAAAGCCUCUCCUCUAUGUCCCCUAUCAGCAGCCUCCCUACCCUCUUCGACCAGACCGUGUCCUGCAGCAGCAGCGGGCAGCUGGAGAAUGUGCCCCAGGCCACCCCCAACAUUGAGCAGCUCCUGGAGAAGCAAGGCAAUGGCGAAGCGGGUGUAAACAGUGAGCCACUUGUGGAAAUGCUCAAGGCUCUGCACUCCUUGCAGAAAGAGAACCAGCGGUUGCAGGAGCAGAUCAUGACCUUGACAGCCAAGAAGGAGCGCCUGCAGCUCCUCAAUGUCCAGCUGUCUGUCCCCUUCCCAGUGGUGACCAGCAGCAAUGGCCCAGCCAGCCAGGCCCAGUACAUCUUGCCUCCCACUGUGUGCACCAAUGACUCCCUGAGCAUCAGCAAGAGCCCUCCCUGUAAGAACAGCUUUGGGAUUGAAAACUCUCUCUCCACCUCCUCCGAGGAUCCACACUCAGGCUGCCCCAGCAGAAGCAGCUCCUCCCUCUCCUUCCACAGCACCCCUCCUCCCCUGCCUUUGCUGCAGCAGAGCCCUGCCACACUGCCCCUCUCGGGGGUGCAGCAGCAACAGCAAGUCAACGGCUUGGCCAGGGUGACAGGAAACACACUGGCAGGAGGUGCAGCAGGCAGUCACAGCCUACCCUCUGUGCCAAUGGUGGACAGCCUGAUGGGAAGCCUGGCAGGAGGCCAGCAGAUGCCCAUCAACGGGAUCCUGGGGAAUCUCAAUGGUGCUACAGCUGCCCAGCAGCAGAACCCCCUGACACAGACCAGUGGGCCACCUACCUUGCAGCUCUCCACCAACUUGAGCAGCAUACCAGGCCUCAGCCCCCUGACGGAGCAGCAGCGACACGCUUUGCACCAACAUGAGCAGCAACUCCAGCAGCUCCAGCAGCUCCUGACGUCCCAGCUACUCAGUCCAGAGCAGCAGGCCUUAGUGUUCCAGAUGAUCCAGCAAAUCCAGCAGAAGAGGGACCUGCAGCGGCUACAGAUGACAGGCACCUCUCAACUGCCCAUGACCAGUCUCCUAACAGCCACCUCCACACCCCUCCUCCACUCAAAUGCCAAUGCCCUGAUGACCUCUGCCACCCAGCCCGCACCCAGCAGCAGCUCCCUCAUGGCUUCCAUCUCUCCCCAGCAGCUCAACCCUGGCAACAGCCUGAUGGCUACUCCAGCAGCCCCACCCCUUAGCGCUCCUGGGAACAGCCUGGUGGCUUCAGGGGCAGGUGUUCCACCAGUCCUUACAGCACAAAGCAACCCCUUCCUCAACCUCCAGGCUGACAGCAAUGCCCAGAAAGGAACGAGCAUGAAUGAAAAGGUUGCUCCUCUCACCCAGGACAAGGGCUAAGCCCCAGGCCUGCCUAGACCAGCAGCCAGCUCCUCGGUGACUGGAACGCGGCUUUCCACGGUCACAGAUCUUGAUACUUUAGAGCAAUGAGCACAAGGCUUCUGAGAAGCAUUUCCUGCCAGCAAGUAAUGCCAGGCGGUGCGUUUGGAAGACAAGUGUGUUUCUGAUUGAGGCCUGGCAUUCAGUGCCCUUCUAAGAAGGGAGGAGGGGCAGGGAGAUUCCUGCUGACUUGGUCCGGGCCACACUUGCUCAAAGCAAAGCUAUAUCUGUCUCCACACAAAGUGGAGGAGAGAGUUCGUGUGAGCUCAGACACCUGCCAGCCUCUUCUUCAGAGGGCACGUGCAUGUGUGGAUCCUCCAGGUCAGGCAGUAAACCAAGAUCGCAACCCAUCCUCAGCCAAGAUCAUGGAUGAAGGGGUAUCUCUGCCAAGGUGUCCCUUUCAUGUGGGACUUGGUGGGAGUGGUUGGCUCAUGGGUUCUCUCCUACCAAGCAGGGAGGUUAAGAGGAUCGUAGCUGAGGAAACCCUGAAACAAGACUGAUGACUGGGACUUCCCACAGGACUUUGACUGCGCAGGUCCCUAAGAUGUUCCGUCCUCUGUAACCAUCACAUACAGCCGUUCUCUGCCCCCCUACCAGAUCUGGAUUCAGCCUAGAAAGACAUGGAUGAGGGGUCUGUGGAAAGAGACUGGCUGCAAGUGUUGAAUGCCACUUUCCUCUGCCCUACACUGUUCGGGGUCUCCUUUCCAAAGGCUAAACUGAAAGAUGUCACCAUGCCUGCUAUGCCAACUGUAGGGCGGCUCUCCGUAGGUCAGCUCAGCGCUUUACUUUCCCAUGUGAGAAGCACACUCCUGCCUCUCAUGUUGCCCCUUGUUCUCUCUUUCCAAGCUCAACAGGCACAGCCUGCAAAGGGGUUGAGGCCAUUCUGGUGCUCUGCACAGCCAACUUCAGGAAGUGUGUUCUACCCAGGCUGUUUGCUUACAGGCCUUCUCUGGAAAGUGACCCCAAGCAUGUGUUGGGUGGAAAGGAUAGUCUGAAAUCUGGUACCUGAUCUUUCUUACUCAUCUCUAAAGUAGUUCCACUCUGGCAAAGACUGGUCUCCUGCACUGUGAGCACCAUCCAGUGCUUGGAAAACCCUAAAAGAGCACUAGUCUUCCCAGCCUGGAACAUCCUUGCUUUUACACUUUUUGAUUUUAACUCCACCCUGGGACCUGGAGCUUUAGCAGAGAAACCUGCUUCCUCAGAGAUUGUACGCCACAGAUUUUUGAAGGACAGGUGGGGAAGCUGAGCAGAGGGGGAGAUCAGCAUCAAACAUAUGAGUUACCCCUCCCCUAUCCCUGGUUACAUCCAUGUUGCUCAGGGGUGGAGUCAGGACUCCAGCUAACAGAAACACUAAGGAUCUUAAUGAAAAAGUCAUCAGACCUUACUGGAUACAAGUCAUUUUCAGCAUAUCCCCACUGCCUCUAUCUAGUUUGCACUAUUCAAAUUUAUCGGCAGUGGGUCUGUGCUGAUACCACUGGAAAAGUUCAUCACGGUUCAUCUAUUAAAUACAUUUCUUGUUUCUUUCUGUUUUUAAAUGAAAGAUCAUGGCCAUGGUGGUUGUAUAGGACAAAAAGGAGAGAAUGCCUUCCUGGGCCUUGGCUUCCAGGUCUGUGAGCUGGACAGGACAAUGCUGUCUGCUCACAACUUUUUUUGAAACAAAUUUUAAAAGCUAUUCCUCAGCAACACCACAAGCACUAGUGGCAAGGUGGAGAUGGCAGCUAUAAAAAUGAGAAUGCAGAAAAAAAGUUUCCCUCCCUUCCUGGCUAUCUCUGCAGUGGGGACAUGGAGAGGAGCAGCUGGAAAAUGUGAUUAUUACUAACGUUCCCUCUCCGCAGCCAGCUGCUGAGUUAAGAACUGAGAUGUGCUAAACUUCCAUCAACCUGGUGCAUUUAAAAUUAUAGGUGUUGAAUUCGAGUUCGAAAGGGCCUGGUUUUAUUUUUCCUGUCCCCCUUACUCCUGAAAAUGUUCUUGUACAAUUUUGUGUCGCACCUUUUUUUUAAUCUAAAACAUUUUCUCUUCCCCUCUGCAACUCAAGGGCAUAAUCCCUACAUCUUCCUUAACCCCAUGGAACUCCUGGUAACAAAGGGUGCUAUGCUUCCAUCUGUAAAUCAGGUAGUUUGACACUGACCCAGCUUGUGAGCACAUGUCAUGUGUGCAAAGCUGCAUGAGCAGAAUUGCAAUUGCAGAUGCUGCUGUGCUAGAUUCUGCCCCAAAAUAUGCUGCCAGCUGCUUGCUGCCCUGGGCUUUUUGUUUGUUUGUUUUUUACCAUAGGGUCCCAGAUUCAAGUUCUCACUUCCUCCCUUGUUAGGGCAACAAUCCCCAUUAAAAUCCCUGAAAAAAUUAUCUUAAACAGUCACAGCCUCAUAUCGUGCCUGGAGCCGGUCCCAACAUUUUGGGUUUUAAUUAAAUUUCAGACUUUGAAAUGGCAGGAAAUAGGCUGGUGAAGGA